Molecule: messenger RNA, 5224 nt
Organism: Seriola aureovittata
Lineage: Eukaryota; Metazoa; Chordata; Actinopteri; Carangiformes; Carangidae
Gene: stbd1
Product: starch binding domain 1
Exons: 3
Coding region: 29-3889 (1286 amino acids)
Cellular component (GO): membrane
Molecular function (GO): glycogen binding; starch binding
Source: RefSeq, a predicted model, not a curated record
GGCUUUGUUAUUUAAUCAACAGAUUGCAAUGUCGCCGAAAGACGGCAACACCGUGGCUCUGGAGAGACGCAUGGAUCUGGCCUCGCUCUUCUGCAUGAUCGGACGGCACGGUCCCGCCGUGGCUCUGGCUGUAAUAGCGAUGGUAUCCGUGCUAGCGGGUUUCAUCAUCUACCGGUCCGUGAGGGGGAAGCGGAGGAAGGCCACGGCCACGGCCGCAGCCGCCGACGGCGACAGCAAGAGCCCGGGAGACGCAUCGGUGAUCCGGCCGGGACUAGAGCCGAGUCCGGAGGAAUCGCACAGCUGCGUGGAGUCAACAGAUGUGAGUGAUGAAGGUUCAUCAGACAUGAAGGAGGACACUGAUUCAUUUCAAAGUGAUCUACAAAUCAGGCAUCGCCGUGCCGCUGCUGCUGCCCCUGCCCCUGCCCCUACUGCUGAGAUACCUCCACCAUACUCUCCUCCUCAGAGUGACAUCCAAAUACCAAACAACAAGCACACCACUUCAGAUGGCACAGAGGAAAUGACAGUUGUGCAGGACUCUGACAAAGUGGCAGAGGCCAGUCCCGACCUGCAACGUGAUACUUACACAGUGGCUGAAAUGGAGGUGGAGGGUGCUGGUGAUUGCCAGCAGGAUGCAACAGAUGACACUGUUAAGGAUGUAAUAGAAGAGGUCCGUGGUAAUGAUAGCUGCUGGAAGGAGCCUGAGCUGAUUAAUGAUGAGAGCCACGAGGAGGAGGAUGAAGUGUUUAAAGCAGAAGAUCAGGAAGAAGAGAAUGUGAACAUAGACAAGGAUGUUUCAGAUGGGAAAACCAGACAAGAGGAGGAAAACUUUCAGUGUGCUUCAAACAAUCAAGUGUACUUCGACCAGGCCCCUCCUAUGAGUGAAAAUGUUGAUGAUGACAGACUACAAGAUAACGAAACCACACCGGAGACACACAGUGUGGAGUCUAACUUGAAAGAGCCUCUUGUUCAUAUCGAAGAUGUACCCAGCACUUGUGUCUGUUAUAGCAAAGAUGAGGAAGUUGAGGAAGAGGAUCACCAUCCAGAUAGUACUGAUUACAGUAAUUAUUCCAGCAAUCGUUUCUCUCCAGAAGAGGAAGAUAAAAAGGAGGGUGAGAAGGCAGAAGGAGAGUGUGUAGUCCAACAGCUAAUUCCUCAACAAGUAGAAAACCUGCCAUCUUCACAGCAGGACCAGUGUGAUGACGUGACAGACAAGGUGACGCCGCCAAUUCGGGAUAGUGAUUGGGAUGAUGAUGGUGGUCUGGCCGGUGAAGUGACUGAGGAAGAUAUAGCUGAAGACCAUGUUCUUACAGCUGCCAAAUUUGACGUCCACCCACCUCAGUCUGAUGAGCAACAACCACAGAUUGAACAGACGACAGACGAAAAUGAUCGUACAAGCAAUCAAGAGGAAGGUGUUCUUCCCACUGUGGCUGAUCAAGAAAACAAUGAAACUGGUGAAUUUGUUGAAAUUGCCCCGCCUUUGGAUAAAGACGCAGAUCUCACUAUUCUUGGCUCUGACUUGCCAUCUAUCGAGAAAGCAAUUCAGUGCGAAAACAAUGAAACUGGUGAAUUUGUUGUGUUGGCUGAAGAAAGUACUGACCUAAAUAACGAAGCCUUUGACAAAUCCAGUGUUGCUGCUGGUCCUGAUACUAUUGAAAAUCUAACUGCUUCUGUAAAAGGUGAAGAAAUGUCUUGUCCUCAUUUGCCAUCCAUCUACAAAGAUGAAAAAAGUGACCAUGUGGAAAUGGUUGAAACUUUUGACGAGACAAUGGUUAGUUCUGCUACCGAUGCAGCCGUUUGUGAUGUUAGUAUUACUACACCUGCUGUGUCUGAAGAAAUAUAUCAUCCUGACAUGCUGUCUUUCUCCCAAGACCAACAAAGCGUCCAAGCACAAAAUAAUGAAGAUUUUUCUGAAUUUACCAUCAGUGUUGCUCCCGAAUUCGAUGUCCACCCACCACAGUCCGACGAGCAACAACGUCAGAUUGAACAAACAGAUGAAAAUGGUCUUACAUGCAAUCAAGAGAAAGGUGCUCUUCCCGCUGUUUCUGAUCAAGAGAGAGAGAAAAAGCUGACUAGUGAAGCCACGGUUCCCAGUGGUGAAGAAUGUGACAGUUCAAGUGUGGUACAAAGCCCUGCUCUGCAUUGUCUGAACCAACCUGUAAAGGUUGAUAACUGUGAUGAUGAUGUGUCUAGAGUCAACACUGAUGCAAAAGCUCAAAUCUCAGGCAUUGUGGAUUUCCCUGAUCUGCCACUGGAUUGUCAACAACCACAAAGUGAAGCGAAAGAUGAAGAAAUCGCCCCACCUUUGGAUAACGACACAGAUCUCACUAUUCUUGACUCUGACUUGCCAUCUCUCGAGAAAGAUGUUCUGUGUGAAAACAAUGAAACCGGUGAAUUUGUUGUGUUGGCUGAAGAAAGUAUUGACCUCCAAAUGAUAAAUAAUGAAGCCUUUGAAAAAUCCAGUGCUGCUGCUGGUCCUGAUACUAUUGAAAAUCUAACUGCUUCCGUAAAAGAUGAAGAAAUGUCUUGUUCUCAUUUGCCUUCCAUCUGCAAAGAUGUUUGUGAUAAUAUUACCAUUACUACACCUGGAAUGUCUGAAGAAACAUCUCGUCCUGACAUGCUGUCUUUCUCCCAAGACCAACAAAGCGUCCAAACACAAAAUAAUGAUUUUUCUGAAUUUACCAUUGGUGCUGCUCCUGUCACGACAGAUGACCUUAACCCUCCCAUGUGUCACAUUCCCUUGCCGUCUUUCGUGCAAAGUGAGUUGAGGGAUAAUGACAAGGACAGCAUGUCAUCUCCCGGUGUUGGAGAAGAGAGCGGGAUUUCAAGCAUGGCGGUCAGCCCUGAUUUGCAUGCUGCUGGUAAUGAGUUUGACUUGACCAUUGAAAAAAUGAUGCUUCCGGUAAUGGAUUGUGAUACACAGUUUGAAGAAAGGACGGAGGCUCAAGAAAGUGUUUUUGCUGCUGGUGUAGUUAUACCUGUCAUUAAUGAGGAUACAUCAGGUAUGGUGUUUGGGCCUUACCCAUCACGUCUCUCCCAGCAACCCCACAGUGAGCACACCGACGACGCUAAGUAUGAGUCAUACGCAACCAAUGAGGACAUGUUUGGCCAUGAGAUUGAGGACAGUUACCACAGAGCAAUGGAGCAGUUCGUGGUGCAGAUUGCAGCAAGCACAGUGAUCUUAACUGAUGACCCGAAAGAGCAAACGGACGUGAAAGCUGUUGUUGAGGUUGUAGAGAUUAAGGAGAAGAAGGAAGGAGGAAGUGUUGCAAAGAAAGUGAAAACUGACGCAGAGAAGCAAAAAGAAGAGGAAUAUGAAAAGACUAACAUCAGUAUCAUGGAGGCAACUAUGGACAAUAACGAAUGGAUCACAGAUAGUAACAACCAAGUCCUUCCCUGGAUGAACAUUUCUGUCCCACCUUUUGCCCAAGACCACACAACAACCGAGCAGCUUCCCACUGAAGAUCUCACAGAUGCUACUUGUACAGACACAGAUACCCCGCCUUCCACUGAAGUCAGACAAACCAGCACUCUCUCCCUCGUUGACGAAAACACUGAACAUAACAAAAAGGUUGUGGCUGUCCAGCCCAUGCCUCAGAACGUCAAUGUGACCUUCCGCAUCCACUAUGUCACCCACUCGCCAUACCAGACGGUGGCUGUCACAGGAAACCAGCAGGAGCUGGGAAACUGGAAGGAAUUUGUCCCACUAGAGAGGGCCAAGGAUGGGCACUGGGCCACGGUGGUCAGACUGCCCACAGAGAGCCAUGUGGAGUGGAAGUUUGUGGUGGUGGACAAGGGAGAGGUGUGUCGCUGGGAGGAGUGUGGCAACCGACUCCUUGAUACAGGCUACGGAGAUGACUUGAUUGUGCACAAAUGGUGGGGAUUCUUGUAGGGGGAGUUUGAGAGGAAAGGGCGGGCAGAGGUGAGAGGAAUUACAUGACAUGAGAGUGACAUGUAUAGUAAGCUUUGGUACUGAAUACUGGACCAGAUAGAAUUCUAAUUUAUAUGUACAUCCCAUCACAAGACCCAAAUGAAUAUAGUAAAUGAAUUAAAUCUAAAAGUAAAUUAGGUGUUAAAUAUGAUACAGUGAAAUAUAAUGGAAUAAAAAUGUCAGAUCUAGGUUAAAACUGGGUUCAAUCUGGUUGAAAAGGGAAACGUUUUUUAGUAUUACAACUGAUAAUUAACCAACAACAAUUUAGAUAAUUGAUAUAUCAUUAUGUUAGUUUUCAGCCUCUGCAAUGUGAGCAUUGUUUGCUUUUCUCCGUUUUAUAUUAUUGUGAAUUUGAUACCUUUGGGUUCUGAGUGUUGGUCGCACAAAACAAACAAUCCAAAGAUGUCACUUUGGACUCUGAGAACUUGACGUACAACCCAACCCUACAAUGUUUAAAUGUGUACAUAGGUAAUUUUACACUGAAAGAGUCAGAAAAACUUCAAUUCUAACCAUGUACAGCCCAGUUUUGUUUACCUGCAAAUUUCCAUGAUUACUCCAAUAAUCUAAUGGGACUUUUCCAAAAGGAUUGCCUUCUAAUAGCCAAUGAUUAAGUGGAUUUUUCAGUGAAAAUAUUGCCAUCAAAAGACAGAAGCAUUACAUUAAAUGUCUUCUAUUUUUUUGUGGCAAUAUCUUUAAUUAUGCAAAUUGCACCUCUUUAAAUGUGGGUGAUUUAAUGCAAGUGUUAAUUUGUAAAUGGAAACUUUAUUGUACUGUCUAUAUGCUGCUUGAAUACUUCCCAACAAUCAUUAAUAAUAAUAAAUGCACAUAGUUCACUUUUACUACAGCAAUAAUCAAAGCAAUAAUUGUUCUGUAUACUGUAUGGCUGGUGUUAUAUCAGGUAUUCUAACGUGUUUACCACUAAACUGUGAUAUAGUUGUAACUUCGAUGCUGCUUUUAUCUCGUGGGACUCCGUGCAUGCAAGAUUGUCCCAUUGUUGUUCUAUGAAUGUGCCUUUUAAACAUGACUUUUUCUAUUAAUGUGUUGUAAUGCAUCAAAAGGUGUGUCUUUGCAGGCCACUAUUUUCUUUGUUUCACUACAACCUUAACUGAAUCAAUUACAGAACAUUGAGUAUUUCUCAAAUUUAUGCUGUCAAAUUUCCUUUCACGUGAUCAGUGUAGAUUAUUGUCUCUAUAUCACAGAUUAUAUCUUAAUAUGCAAUAUUCUGAAGAUGAUAUUCUUGAAUGUUAUUAAGAUGGAGUUGGUUACCAAAUAAACAAAUCUUCUAAUUCACUGAAA